UCGAAGCGUUAGGAUUACGUCAUCACGAUAAAAAAUGCAUUCGACCGACGUCACGAGAAGAGGCACGUGACGCAACCGUUAGGGACUGAAAUUUACGCGGGAAACGCGGGGUCGGGUAGCUGAGGGACGGAGACGCGGAGCGAGCGGCGGGCAGCGGGGGACGGCUGAGGGGGGCUGGGAGGGAGCGGCGAGCAGCCGGGAACGGGCUCCGUCUCUUCACCGGUCGUGGACAAAGCGAGUGUCUCUGUCUCCACUGCUGCUGUGUCCCCACACCACGGGUACAGGAGCGAGACUACGUUUCGGUCGACGCGUCUCCACUCCCAUUACUCCGUUAUAUUCUGUCUCUGCUACUGUAGUGCCGCGUCCCCCACUCCCUGUCUCCAAUACAGCGCUGCCUCGCGUCUUCGCUACAGCUCGCGGCGUCUCAGUGUAGAGACGAAUCGGCUCUGGCUGGAGUCUGAAGGAGUAUCGAGUCGGAGGCAUGGCGAUAGCAUUUGUGGAGGGAUGGGACCUGGUGCAGACACUCGGGGAAGGAGCUUAUGGAGAGGUGCGCCUGGCUGUGAAUCGCGCCACAGAGGAGGCGGUGGCGGUGAAGAUCGUGGAUGUCCGGCGUGUGGCGGCGUCCGCGGGGCCUGAGACGGUGCGCAAGGAGAUCUGCAUCAACCGCAUGCUGAGCCACGGCAAUGUGGUGCGCUUCUUUGGCACGCGGCGGGACGCCGACAUCCACUACAUUUUCCUCGAGUACUGCAGCGGCGGGGAGCUCUUUGAUCGCAUCGAACCGGACGUCGGCAUGCCGGAGUUCGAAGCUCAGAAAUUUUUCCAGCAGCUGAUAGCCGGCGUGGAAUACUUACACAGCCUGGGCAUCACUCACCGCGACAUCAAACCAGAGAAUCUGCUCCUUGAUGAAAAUGACACGCUGAAGAUCUCGGACUUUGGGCUGGCCACGGUGUUCCGGCACAGCGGGCGGGAGCGGCGCCUGAGCCGCACGUGCGGCACGCUGCCAUACGUGGCCCCCGAGCUGCUGCAGCCCGACCCGACAUUCCGCGCGGCGCCGGUCGACGUGUGGGCGUGCGGCGUGGUGCUCACCGCCAUGCUGGCUGGUGAGCUCCCGUGGGAUCAACCAGCGAUGUCGUGCAUGGAGUAUGUGGACUGGAGGCAGCGGAGGCUGCACGUGACUCCCUGGAGGAAGAUUGACUCCCUGCCCUUGGCUCUGCUCAGGAAGGUCCUGGAACCGGACGCAGAGAAGCGCGCAACAAUCCCGGAAAUCCGCCAAAACUCCUGGUUUAACCACACCCUCAAGCGAGGUGGUGUGCGGAGGGAAUUGGGGGAGUCUGGACUCAGCUCCAAGCGAAUCUGCUCUGGGAUCGACCUCUCUCCAGGAUCGCUCGCCAGCGAUGAGCAGGUGCGCUACUCCGUUUCUCAGCCCGAGCCGCGCCUCACCCAUCCGUCCCCCUCCCAGUCGACGGGCAGCUCCAUAAACGCCCUUCUCGGGGGCCUCAGCUUCUCCCAGCCGCUCCACCCUGAUCACAUGCUUCUGAGCAGCCAAUUGCAGUCCACGCCGGUAUCCUCGCAGAACCCCUGGCUAAGACUCGUGAAGCGCAUGACACGCUUCUUUGUGCGUGGUGCGGCCGAGGAGGUGCGAUCACGCCUGAGCGAGGUGUGCGAGGGCCACGGGCUCUCCUACCGCCAGACCUGCCCCACGCAGGUGACCCUGUCGACCCUCGACCGACGCAACAACAAACUAAUAUUCAAGGUUACCUUCCUGGAGAUGGAUGGACGGCUCCUGCUUGACUUCCGCCUAUCAAAGGGCGAUGGGCUGGAAUUCAAGAGGCACUUCCUGAAGCUGAAGGGUCACCUGUGCGACAUCGUGAGUAAGCCGACCUCCUCCCCAACCUCGCCGACUCCGACCUCGCCGACCCUGACCUCGCCAUGACCUCAUGUCGACCUCUGGGGUCAAGAGGUCACCUAGGGAUGCCCAGUUCCGCUCCCCUUCCCGUCGUCGCCUGAAGGCAAUGUUACGAACUCAGAUUUCUUAUCACUUGACUUUAGUUUACGUUUUGGAUUUCUCGAUUGACGAGACUUGUCAAAGCGACAACAAAUGUAGCAACUCUCUGGGAAGAGGACAUUGUGCAUAUGUAGGGACGAUUCCAAAAGUAUUAAGGAUCCUGUAGCAGUCUGCUGCGUGUGACACUUGGUAAAUGGCUUAGCGGUGACGUUGCGUAAUGACUUCAUAGAUUCCUAUCUUGCGAGAUUUACUGCAUAUUUUAGGUUCGUUUGGGUGACUUUCCGCCCGAAAGAGUUGGCGCGACCCUGACUUUUAAGGUCAGAUUUGAAAAAAAAAACGGAAGUGACGGUGGAGAUUCAAGCAGACGGUAGAGACGCGGGGCGGUGGCCAAAGGCGGCCAACGGCGGCCGGGCAGCAACUUUGAAGACCCUGUGAGUUGGGCAACUCGGUGGGGCAGUAGCAACGCUCACGCCUCACGGCACAAAGGGGCCUGGGUUCCAUUCCUGACUUGGGCACCUUUCUGUGUGGAGUUUGCAUCUCCGCCUGUUCUGACAUAGGUUUCCUCCCAUAGUUUCAAACAUAGCAUUGCCACUGGUGUUGGCCUGACGUGCUCGAUUGGAGCAGGAUCAUCCUGAAAAAGAGUGGUGAGACUCGACCGGUGUGGCUUACCCGGCGGAAUAAAUAAUAAACAUUUAACGUUCGCGUGCACCAAUGCCAAUGCUUUCUGUGAAUUAUAUGAGCAACUCGUCAGAGAUGUGCUUGCAUUCGAAAUUGACACAAGCAAGGGUUGUAAUGCUACUCGCAAAGUGAGAUUGCAAGGUGGGAAAAAGACCAGAUUGGGAACAGAGACUCAGUCCUCCCAGCAUGCCUCAUGUGACAUCGCCACACUGUGUGUGUAAUGCACUCAGCUUUGGGGUGCUGUGGGUGGCCAGAUGUUAACUACCUCGCCUGGUAUGCAGGAGGUUGUGGGUUUGAUUCCAACCCUGACAACUGUUAUAUAUUUGGAGUUUGCGUGUUCUCCCCGUGGUGGCAUGGAUUUUUCUCUGGGUUCUCCGGUUUUUCCUUCCACAGAAAAAUGCAUUUAUAGUAUUUGUCUACUAUAAAUUUUCACGUGAUAAGCCACUUCGUUGAGCCAUAAUUUCUAGCCAAGUUGCUUCUGAAAAAGAGCUACAUAGCUCAAUGGGCCUUACUUGUAAAGUAAAAAUAGUUACAAUUUAGUUUAGACAAACGAGAUUCAAUUUGUGGCUGUUUUUCUUUCUGAACAAGGCAGCAGGAGGCAAGAAUGGCUAUAUGAUACUGAUUAUUCAUAAUUAUAAAACCGGUGUAGUAAAUGAGAGUGAAUGCUUCUCUUGAAUUAAGCCGGGUUGUAAGUAUUUUGGUGGGGGGAGAAGAGACGAUGACGGGAGGAGGGGAUUUCAGAGUGGAGCCGCGUGAGGGAAGAACCGGAGAGAGAGAAGUGAGGUGACCCGCAGUGUGGCUCACCCCCCAAGUGCGGGUGAGAUGAAACCAGCUGGCAGACCGAGUCCUCACCCACGGUAGUAGCGAUGGAAGAGUGACAAGGAGGAAAUUCGCCGCAGGAGAGCGAGUGAUUGGAAUUAAUCUGUGAGCACUGGAUCAUCGGUCACACCGAUUGCUCUUUGCGUGUAAUUCUCCAGGAUGCAGUGAGGUAGGAACCGGGUGCUCCGCUCCAGACGUGGUGACGUAAUUCCAGAUUGGGCUCGCGUUGUGCUCCGUAGAGCAGGAAUAAUUAUUCAGAGUUAAAGAUGGCUAUGGUGAUGCCCAGGGCUUGUGUUUCUCAGAAUAUUUUUUCCCGACUGGAAUAGGGGCGUGAUUAGUGGACCAGAGCUAAAGCGAUGUGCUGUGCCGGAAGCUUUAAAAGUUUACGGGUCGAGCAACCCAGGCAGAACCAGGCUGAAAUUAAUCCCCUGAAGAUGCUGGUAAGGACUAAUGCUGUGGCUUCUGUGCAUAUUGUUAAUGUUACUCUGUUAAUGUUACUCUUUGACUUUGUCUACGUUUGUUUUUUAAUUGUUCUGAGCGGGCUCCCCUGCCUGUGAUCCCUUUCCCUCGGUUCCCCCCCACCGCAGGAGGGAGUGACUCUCUGAGUCAACGUUGCAAGAUUUUUCCCAGAGUAGAUUUGUUAAAUUUUGACUUUACUUUCUUGACUGCAGGAAUUAAUAUUCUUUGAUUCUUUCGGUAAAGUCACGUAGAUAGAAAAAAUAAAGUGAAUACAAUUUUUAUUCACUUUUUAUUAUUUAUUAUUAUUUCUAUCUACGCGACUUUACCGAAAGAACCAAAGAAUAGUAGAUUUGUUUUUUAAAACCCGUUCACGGAAUUCUCACUUUUCCGAGCCGCGUCACCAGCACGCGCGCAAAACUAUGCGAUAUAAAACGUUAUCAAGUUACGUGGCCUUGUAGUUUUGUGUUCACAUUUGUAACCUUUCCUAAUAAAGGUCAAAAACUGAA
Petromyzon marinus (sea lamprey) is the source of this 4467-nucleotide messenger RNA. NCBI's taxonomy places the organism in Eukaryota, Metazoa, Chordata, Hyperoartia, Petromyzontiformes, Petromyzontidae. The record is from RefSeq and is a predicted model, not a curated record.